AAAAUUGUAGACAAUGCAGAUUUUCGAAAUUGCAGUCACGCUCUAGUAUAAAUUAUUUUUAUUGUGAAAUAAUAUAAAUAGGUUUCAAUUUAGUUUUGUUUUAUUUAUUUUAAUCCAAAAUGGAAGUUAUAGAGGAUGGUAAUAUUAUGGACAGGAUACCUAUCCUGUUACAACGGGAUUUAGAAUAUUAUCAGAAAAACCAAACAGUGUUGUCUGAGAACAUUUGUCGGAGUGUUGUUGGAGGAAGACUAGACUUCCCGAGGAGUGCAUCGUUUGCUGCUGUCAAAAUUGUAUUAUGGUUGGAAGAAGAAUUCACUAUUGCAUUUCAGCAUGGCUCGGGGAUGUUUGUGAAAUUAGAUGAUGAAAAACAAGAUGGCGGCGUUGCAAAAACAUCGGAUCCAGAUAAAUUUGCACAGUUAGCUACGAAAUCAAGUGACGCACUUUUGGAACAUCUUCAUAUACUUGCUCAAGAAGCACUCGAUCAUGCAGACUUGCCUGUCCUAACGGCUACAUUGGGAGCUGCAGCUCUGUUGAAGAAUAGCCUCUAUUUCUACGUCCAACACGUUGAAGACUCUGGCAACACUGAAAGACAUUCAAUAUUACAGGCUUGUUACAAGCGCUAUUCUACAAUGUCUGAAGCUGUAGGCGAAAGGGUACUCGAUCUUCAUAACCGCGUUCUAUCUCUGUAUAUACUGCAAGACUCAGGCGGUAGACCGAUAGACGAUCAGUCGAAUACCGUAUACGAAUCAGGUACCCCGUCGGUUCAGGGGUGGUGGCUGUAUAUGAACGGUAGCAAAAAGGAUCUAUGGGAUACAGUCCCACCGAAGAUGGCACAGAGGAUAUUUGCCGGCAUGUUAAACGAAACACUCACUAUACUAACUGUCCGAUAUUGUCAGACGAACACAACGGCGACGACGACACCUCUCCUUAUAAACGACAUACUGAACAUUCUGCUCUGUGUCGCGCAACUGUUGCCCGCGAUAUGUUCGGACGGCUCGGACUUGGCCGGCUUGGAGGCCACCAAGCAGUCACGUGACGUGAGGGACGUUCACGCGAAAUGCAACGAACUGUUCAAGUGCAUGGUGUACAGGGGUUCGGAUUUGCAUUUUUUACACCAGGCAUUUGCAGAAGAAGAAUCAAAUAUCACGAAAGAUACCCCAUAUCCCUGGUUCACAUUCGUGAGUCCUAACCUUUUUGAUGGCAUCAACGAUAACACGGCGAAGAACUCACAGGGGCUGUCUACCAAAACUGCUCUAGGGCUGGAACUUAUGGUGCUUUUAGCGCAACCGCAGCCGUCUUGGGCUUUACUUGUUAAGGUGUUAAUGAUGCGAAAUUGUCACCUAUCCGGUAUAAUAUUGAUUAACGCGAUGCGUAACAUGUCGAAAGACAAUUCCCGUUGGCCAGCCGACGGUUUGUGGUACAACGUAAGCGGAUGCCAGGAGAAGUGUGAAGGUUUCUUGUGCACGGCUGACGGUUUUUGUAGAUUCAAAGGCGAUAAUGACGCGGGAGAAGAAUACGCUCGUGCGGCCGGCGCAUUAACCAAUAUAUUAGUGACCAUAGCGAGUAAAUCGGAAUUAAAGUCUACGCUUUGUUAUGCUUUGGAAAUAUCUGGACGAGAAUGGGCCGCUUGUUUGGACAAAAGACAGGUCUGGUGUGACCGUAGACCGCCUUGGCUGGCUGGUCUGUUGUCGGUAGUUGGAACAUCCUUGCAAUUUAUUCCACCUAUUCUAGUUAACGCGAUAUUAACAGGAGCUUCUAUGUACCAGACUAUGUCGUUAUGUCUCACGUGCAUAUCAAGAAUGCUAGAUUGUAUUCCCCGUUGCUUUAUAAACGCAGCGGACAUAUUGGAAGGCGCACUCCCUUCGAAAGUGAACCCUGUCGGGGGGUCCGUGUUGCUGCAAAUGUUGGUGACGAUAACGUAUGAGGAGUUACAGAAGUGGGCUAAGAUAGAAUUGAUCAAGGAGAAAAAUGUUUCAAAUGGGGAUGCUCAUGAUAUGAAUGUCAGACAAAACAACGCGAAGUCGAAGCAAGUUAGAACUGUGACCUUCAAUCGGACGAUGACUUCUUCAGUUUCAUUCGACGGUAGCCACAGUUCGCCAUCUUCCAUAGCGCUUGCUAUCGCGGAAGCUCUGUGUUCGAUUGACGAAGACCACAAACAUACGUCGGAGAUACAAAGUUUGGUUAUCCAGACAAAGAAACCUUAUUUCGUGAGUGAAAACUUCGGACUUGAAGAUUUUCCGGAAUUUGCUGAAUUCUUUGAAGAGGGUAACGUCCCAGCAUCGAACUCUGAACGGGCGAGCGAUGCCGCGACUCUGACCAGUCAAAUACUCAUGACGUCAGCAGGGAGGGACAGUUUGAGAAAUAGGCCGGCAAUAUGGAAUACAAAAUCUACGGAAUACUCUGAGAGAAACUUACGGCAAAAAGCUUGGGAAGAACUGGUGGAAAUCUAUGGAACUGAUUUACCACAGGAUAAAAAAAAACAACUCGGUCUGGAUCUUCAAAAAAGGUGGAGAAACAUUCGCGACGCUUUUGUAAAGGCCCAUAAAGCAAAAGAAAGCAAGAGUGGGUCUGCAGCAAAAAAGAAGGUCCCAUAUGUAUUCUAUGAUAAUCUUUUAUUUAUAAAAGAUACAGUAACGGUUAACCGCACAGAUGGUAAUGCUACAGGAAAUGACGAUGAAAACACGAGUAUACAGACAGAAGUCAAUGUUCCGUCAAUUCAAUGUUCCGUCAAUCUUCAUUGCCGCCAAAAAGACGUAAGAAAAACAACGAUGAUAAUGAAGUCGGUGCACAGUUAGUUGGAGUGUUGAGUAAAAAUUUAGAAAGAAAGAAUAUGGAUGAUGACGACGAUCGCCUUUUUUUCUUGUCAUUGGUAAAGGAAUUUAAGAAAAUACCUGAGCACAUGGAAAUGCAGACAAAGUUAGAUAUUUUAAAAGUAAUAAAGGAUGCACAGCAGUUCUGUGAUUAUUCAAACGCGUCAUGGAGUUUUUCAAGGGCUAAUAAUACCUAUCGUGGAUAUCAAACGGCACAUUAUUCAAGAAAUAAUCCUCACACUGAGCUUAUGCAAUCAUUGGACGUUGGACGACCACCUUCUCAAAAUUUUGAGGUACAAUCGCCAUUAUCAACUCACAGUCACCAGUCUCAGAACAGUGAACACUCGUCUUAUAUUGAACUUUUUAAUUCUAUUAAUGAUACUGAGGAUGAUUUAAAUGUUUGACAAUAGCCUUUCUUUUGAUGAAUAAAUAAAUAACAAAUUAAAUAUAAAUUAUUUUAUUUCACUUACCUUAGCACUAUCGUUAACUUUAAUUCCGGCUUAAUGCUAUUCCGAAACUGUGUAUCUUGCUUUGUUAUACAGGUUCUCAGAAUGCUUAAAAGUUCUUCAAAUGAUUUUAGACUCAUUCUAGUGUAUCGAAAAAACUUGUCUUCAUACUUUUUGAGCUCUCCGAAAAAUAUUUCAAAAUGUUUAGUCUCAUCUCGAGUUUGCAAAUAAGGAUGA
Nymphalis io (European peacock) is the source of this 3493-nucleotide messenger RNA. RefSeq lists its product as uncharacterized. The record is from RefSeq and is a predicted model, not a curated record. Lineage: Eukaryota; Metazoa; Arthropoda; Insecta; Lepidoptera; Nymphalidae. The transcript has 17 exons. Bases 120 to 2795 code for a protein of 891 amino acids.